CUAAACUUCCCUCACUCCCACACAGCUUCAUCUGUUUUCCCAUCAGAGAGAUCGAGCUGAUUUCAUUCACCCAGAAUUCGAAGAAAUCAUAAACCAGUCAAGAUAUACUGGAGUAGCAGCUAGUUAGUUUCAUGGAGCGGUUGAGCUCGUCAGUUCAGGCAUGGGUGGAGGAACACAAGCUCGCCACCAUCGGAGGCGUAUGGGCGACGGCCGUGGGCGCGUCGGUGGCGUACGGUCGUCGGAAGUCGCCGCAGAUGCGGCUGAUCCACGCCAGGCUGCACGCGCAGGCCCUCACGCUCGCCGUCCUCGGCGGAGCCGCCCUCGCGCAUCACUACUACACUCCCAACAACAAGAAGCAGCAGCAGCAGGAUGACUACGAUUUCUACUCGCAGCUGCCGCCGGCCACCAACGCCGACGGCCAGGAGAACGAAAGGUGGAGCUGGUAGUGUAGUGUUAGCCUCCUGCUUCCUACCUGAAACCACCCAAAAUAAAAGAUGAUGAUGAUGAUCGAUUUCUAGCUUAGUUUAUUUUUUGUGUUAAUUUGUCCUAAUCCAUCCAGCUAGGCUGCUCUUAUCCUAUGCAUCCGUAUAUAUUAAUCAAUAAAUUAUCCAA
This is a messenger RNA of Oryza brachyantha (malo sina), 612 nucleotides long. RefSeq lists its product as uncharacterized. The coding region runs from base 132 to 446 and encodes 104 amino acids. Gene Ontology annotation, cellular component: mitochondrial inner membrane. Gene Ontology annotation, biological process: mitochondrial respiratory chain complex IV assembly. NCBI's taxonomy places the organism in Eukaryota, Viridiplantae, Streptophyta, Magnoliopsida, Poales, Poaceae. The transcript has 2 exons. The record is from RefSeq and is a predicted model, not a curated record.